Ylistrum balloti is the source of this 6533-nucleotide messenger RNA. Its product is annotated as ras-related protein Rab-43-like. NCBI's taxonomy places the organism in Eukaryota, Metazoa, Mollusca, Bivalvia, Pectinida, Pectinidae. Gene Ontology annotation, cellular component: trans-Golgi network. The coding region runs from base 65 to 706 and encodes 213 amino acids. The transcript has 4 exons. The record is from RefSeq and is a predicted model, not a curated record. Gene Ontology annotation, molecular function: GTPase activity; GTP binding.
UCUGAAUUUCGUAUGACGCAUCAUUAGUGUGUUGAAAUAUGUGACAGAAGUAGACGAUUUUUCAAUGGCUUCUUUUAAUACAACAGAUACAGACGACGCAUUCGACUAUCUGUUCAAGAUUGUGUUGAUAGGAGAUGCUGGUGUGGGUAAAACUUGCGUAGUCCAGAGAUUUAAAUCAGGCACUUAUGUCGAAAAACAUGGGAGCACCAUUGGGGUUGAUUUCACAAUGAAAACAAUGCAGAUAGAUGGCAAAUUAGUAAAGUUACAAAUCUGGGAUACAGCUGGCCAGGAACGAUUCCGUACAAUAACACAAAGCUACUACAGGAGUGCUAAUGGUGUCAUUUUAGCAUAUGACAUUACUAAGAAGACAUCAUUUGAAAAUAUUUCACGCUGGAUAGAUGAUGUUAAAAGAUAUGCUGGAUCAAAUAUAGUGCAAUGUCUAAUAGGUACUAAAAGUGACCUUGAACACCUGAGAGAGGUCAAGGUCGGAGAAUCAAGGGCAUAUGCAGAUCAUCACAACAUGAUAGGCGUUGUAGAGACAAGUGCAAAAGAAAACACUAAUGUAGAAGAAGUAUUCAUGAAGAUGGCAAAGGAGUUAAAGAAAAGGUAUGGAGGAGAUCAAGCUUUUGACAAUAAUGAUGACUCAGGCAGAGUGAAUUUAAACACACGGACAGUCAGCUCUAGCUGGUCUUGUUGUGGAAGUUAAACAAGCCUAUCUGUGAGGAAGCAGACAAUUGAGAGGUGCUAAAAUAUCAACCAGUUGAAAAAGAGAGAAAAAAAUGAUUACAAGAAAUACAUCAUGAAAUAAUUUGUUUUGAAACAAUUGGAACGACAAAUUAUAUAUAAUUUCAGGUCAUAAUUAUUCCCUAGUUUAGUUGUUAGAACUAACUUGGAUAAUUAUCAGUUCAGAGAUUCAGGUAUACUGUAUCUAAUUUAACAGAUAAAAUUCUUCUUCAGGUUCUUGACUGUUUUAUGACUAGAUGCUACAGUUUUGGAAUCAACUUUAAAUGAUGUGUGAACAAUGUCUGUGCAAUAUGUGGAUGAUUUCUAUAUGAUGUACAGAUUGUGUUUGGAGUAUGAAAAGUAGAAAACUUUAUGAUUAAAUGUCCAUAUAUCAGACAAUAUAAACAAACUGUAGACUAAAGCAGCCAUGAUUGAUCCAUAAUUAAAACAACAGUUCAAUAAUGAUCUCACAAUGCAUUGUAACUACAAAGAGAAAGGAGGAAGAAAUGAAACUUUUGAUCUUUCAAGAAAAGGGUUGAAUUAUGUCAAGUUUUGAAUUAUGUCAAGUUUUAAGUUUUGAAUUAUGUCAAGUUUUGAAUUAUUGUAUUUUGAAUCUACAAACAUAAGCAGCUUGCAUUUGAAAGUUACAAGAGGCAAAACUUCUGACUGAUAAAAGUGAAGUGUCAAAUAUCAGAUGUCUGAAACAAUAUUUUCUCUACUGAAUAUCAGCUUAAGUGCAAGUUACAAGCACAGUUGUAUUGCUUUCACUCACUGAUUCCCGUAUUUUGUCUAUUCAGUAAAGUGAUUGUGCAACCAUUUAUGAUGAUACAGAUGUAAUUGCACCUUACACAUUUUGGGUCAUACAAUCACAUGUUUCUGUUUUGUAUUGCUUAUUUUUGAUGAUGAAAAUGAUGUGCAGACAAUUUUUUCUGUGAAUUGUGUGAUCCACAACUCAAUAUAGACACAUGUCGGAACGAUCUGCUCAUUUUUCACACCUUGAGUGACUGUGACACCUUUAGCAGCGGAAUUGAUGGUGUACAUGUAUUGUAUUGUUUCAUGAGGAAGUUUCCUUAGUCGUCCUAAUUUCCUUUUGACACAUUUUAUCUCUUUGUAUGUUAAUAGACAUUUUUAUAGCUUGUGGCACAAAGUGCUGGAAUGAGUAGGCUUAUCUAGUCCAUGCUAUUGUAGAGGAUCAAAUAAGAUUGAAGGAAAUUUCUCUCUCUAAAUAUUGACCAAGCAAUUUUGUUUUUAGGUCAAAUAAAAAGUAUUAGAUUCUGAUUUAAGAGAUGUUUGUAAGAUUAUCAUAUUUUGAGUGAUUCAAGUCUUUAAAAUUAUAGCUUGAUACUUCAAGCUUUUUGUAUUACAGAGUUUUAAUAUAAUUACUGUUGAAGGUUGCAUAUGACAUGAAAAACAUUUUUACCAUGACAUCUGUUGUAAUUUGACAAUUUGUUGAUUUCUGUUCCUUAGCCUGCAAAAUAUUGUUUAGUAGGUUCGUGUGUUUCAGUGUAUUCAUUUUGCAUUCAGGUGAUAUUAAAUGUUACGCGCUAGUGAAUGUUUGAUCAUUGUUACAAAUUGUAAACAAUUUUGUGUUUACUCUUUAGUUUUACAGUCAAGGACCUCUUCCUCAGCUUUGAUGAAGUGAUUUCAUAGCAAAAAUGUACUUCCGUUUAUUACAAAUGAAUGUAAAUUUUCAGAUGUUUUCAGAAUAUUAGUUUAUUUCCUUUUUACCCUAAAUUCAGUGAUUUUGGUUUCACUUUUCUAUUAUGUUUCUUUCUCUCUGGUGAUAUUUCUGAUAAAAUUGUGAAGCUUGAAUUGAGAGUUUGACUAAUAUUUCCUAUAAUUAUCAUCUUCCUGUAUACACUUGACAUUCCAAUGGAAAUGCUCAUAACUCCAAUUGAUUUACUCUAUUGUAAAUAGAUUGUAAAUUGCUUGGAAGAUUUAAGAUUUAUUUACAAAUUCUUAAGAAUAAUGUUUAAUGCAUAUAAUAAUAUUUAAUAGGUAAGGUCAAAAUGGAAUCUUCGAAAAAGUUCAACUUUAAGGACUAUAAAAACACAUUGUUUAUGUGCCCUUUGUGGCCUUGUCAUUGCACAAAUAGACAACGCCAAAAUUACUGUUUCAUCUUAAAUCAGAUAACUUGGUCAGACAUUAAAAAAAAUCUCAGAUAAAAUGUUGUUAGAAUUUAGUUGAAUUAAAGUUAUAAUCUGUAUGUACUUAUUAUACAAGACAACAAUAUUGGAGAAAAAAAAAUUAUUAUAAGUACAAAAUGUCCUUGCUCUGGUGUUCAUUUUUAUUUUCAAUUUGAUACAAAAGCUUUGUUUACAUUAGAUCUAGUGGCAAAGUGUUUCUACCAAACCAUGACACAAUGUCAGCUAUAGUACAUAGAAAUGUUUGCUUGCAAUGUUUUCUUGUUUAAUAUCACAUCAAUACAGUAACAAAACAAUUCAGUAUGGAAUUGUAAAUUUGUAAUAGAUUUAAAGAAGAUGAAUCCUGUUUAUUUGACAAUAUUUCUACCAAACGAUGUUCAUAGAAACAACACAAGAAUUAUGAACAUAUGAUACAUAGUCAUAUUGGUGAUGGAAAAAUUAAGUUAGAUUAGCAGUUCUUUGGUCAAUUUUAUCCUACAAUUGGUGCUGCCAUUGCUACAUAUAAUUUUGCUGUAAUCUAGCAUGUGCAAUAAUUUGAUAGUAUCAUUUUCUAGUUAUUGUAAAUAUUACAUUUUAAAAUCUAAACAUUUUUUUUAAAUAAGCGAUUUUAGUUAUUCCAAUGAACAAGUUUAUUUUUUAAAUUUUAACAUAUUGCUGAUACAAUUUGAAACAGCCUUUCAAACAAAAUCCGGCAUAACAUGAGCAUCAGGUAUAAAAAGAUUGAACCACAAACUGUUGAGGAUUUGAUAGUGGAGAAGGGCAGUUCUGUGGUAAUGUUUGGCUUAAUUGAUUUUUUUUUGUCAGGAUAAAGUGCAAAUAGACUGUUGAUACAUAAAUGUUUGUCUUGAUAAAGUGAGAAUGGACACUUGACCAGUAAAUGAUUGUAUUGAUGAAGUGAGGAUGGACACCUGACCAGUAAAUGAAUUAAUGGUCAUAUUGACAUUCUGUCAUAGAGGAUUUGGUAUGGAGACAUUGUAUAUUGUCAUAGUAUUUUAUCAUGAGGUGUCUGUUUUAGGGAUGUUAUAGUGAUAUUAUACAUAGUAUAUCAUUGAGUGAUUUGCAUGUGAUGACAGUAUUCAGUUGUUCUGUAGGUUUACAUGUUGUCAUGACAGUAAAUUAUCUAAAAUUAUUUUUACAUAUCUAUUACAUGUAUGGUGAUGACAUUAUGUCCGGGUGUUUGACAAAGUCUUUAUAUCAAAUUGACAACAUAGAUAUCAUAAGAUGACGUUAGUAUGAAAGUGUUAUUACCUGUUAUCUCACAAGGAUUAAGUGACAAGGAUUUUAUCUACAUAGUAGGUGUCAUAGACAAUAGGGAUCUCUAACAUAUUGACAGUAAAUAAAAGAAAGUUACAUAUUUAUGUUACAUUGACUGUUAAGUUUUAUAUUAACCUGAGAAAUUGUAUAUAAAUGCUUUCCGUAAGCCCUAAAGUUAAAUGUACAGCGACUGUCACAUAUAUUCAGCAAAUAAUCACUUGCUUGCUUGUGUUUUGCUAGCCAAUGAAUUGGUUUGAUUUAUAUGGAUUUGUUAUUGUAUAAAAUGAUACUUGUAUUGAGGGAUUGUAGGUCAGAUUACUAUUGGUAAGAGAAAAUGGUACAUUAUUUGUUCUGUGCUGUUAAAAUGUCUAGUUUUUUGGUUUGGACAUUAUAAAAAGCACAUAACCUUAAACAGGAAUACUGAAUUGUCAUGCUUAUACACUAUUACAAGGGCUCUGUAUUAAACUUGUAUUAUACUGAUGAUGCACUGGGAUAAAACAGGAAUAGCCGGUGGUUUUACGUAUCAUGUAAGGGAUAGGACACAAGGUACUAGGAAUUGUAUGCUAUCUUGUAUUAUAAUGAUCAUCCUUUUUCAGUAAGAUCAUUUCUUUUGUGGGGAUUUUUGUUGAUUUCUUGGGUACUCUAUAUCCACAUAAUUAUAUGUCCGCAAUCUAUCAUAAUCAGUUUUACAUUUAUACAGCUUCAUUUAUCCACGAAAUCAAGUGUCCACGAAAUAGUUGUUUUUAAAAGGAAGGAAAAAACAAAAAUUGAUUCUGCAAUAUUUCAAAGUUUAGAUUGAAUUUACUGAUAUGCUUUCUAGUAAUUUUUUUUCUGUAUGAUUAAAUCCUAGUUAUGUAUUACUUAUUCAAAACACACAACUGCUUUUUAGAAACUUAGUUGGAAGCUGUGUAUAUUAAGUUGGCCUUAAAUACCAAUAGCAGAAUAUCACUGUAAUGUUGUACCAGUUUUUACUUCCUUUGUUCUCUGGUCCUUCUAUGAUGAUGAAGAAGAUGCCAGGGACUAUUGUUUAUGUUAUAGCUGUUGUCAGGACCUCAUUUCAUUUUGUACAAGUCUUACCUGAUUAUAUAUUUGUUGUUCUUUGUGAUUGGCACUUGUCCUGGAGCAGAAUUUAAUGCUUUAAUAAUUAGUAUCUGUAUAGAGAUUUUGUUUGAAUGAUUUCACUCAGCAUUACAUUAUCCUGUUGUUUUACCUCUCUUGUCUGUCUUUUCUCUACAAUCAGAAAACAAGGACAAUUCACUGAAGUCUUGUUUUAAAACUCUGUUGUAAAAGGUCUGGAAAUGAUGACAUGCAUCAGAUUGUUAGAUUUUCCAUGCUUUUGUUGGUUGUUGGCUCCUGUUCAUGUUCAAAGUUAUUGCUUUGAUAAUUUGAUUUUAAGGGUUUUCAAUGAAACUAAAGAUAAUAGCUCAUUUUGUUGGCCAGUCUCUUUUGCAUUAAGAAAUUAGAUUUUAUUCAGGCAAAAUUAUGUUCUUGUGUUAAAGUCUCUAUAACGUUUUUUUUUUUAACGUAUAAUUCUAUUUUUUUAUCAUUAGUGACUUGUGUUAUUAAUCUUGGAGUACUCUGUAAAGGAAGGAAUAAUUUUUCUCCGUGAACACAUGUACACUGAUUCAUCACAAUAAAUGAUAUGCUGUAAAAGUUAUUAUUGUUAAAUAUUUCUUUAACAAUAAUUGAUUUCCAACAGUUACAUAUAUGAUUGUACAGAGGAUAGAAGCUUAUGUUAAUUCUUUCCCAUACUUUAUACCUCUGCCUUUGUGUUUUUUUUAUUUUAUGACUCUCUGGCCUGGUUUAAACCAUUUCAUACCGACACAAUAUUUGGCUGAAAAUAACAACUUCAAAUUCAUUUUAUAAUAUUCAUAGUAUAUAUUCAUCAUAUAUAUAUGUACAAUAUCCUGUACUGUAAAUUUUCUUACAGGUUUGUAUCAUGAAGUAAUCAAAGCGAAGAAAUAAAUGAAAUGAAAUCAGUGUUUAUGAGAGAUUUUCCUGAAAUUUCUGAUUGUUAAAAGCUAGUUCCUGGUUAUUGGGAGUAGUCUAGUGGUGUGAGAAACUUGAUCAUAUUGUUUAUUAAAUCAGGGCUAUGUUGUAAUUAUAUGAAACAUAGAAAUGGUAUGCAUGUAGAUGUUGUAAACAAACCCUUCCCAGCACGAUUUCUGUUUCUUGUGAUUUGAUGUGUCAUAGGAUGGUCAUGUUGUUGACUGUUGUUUAUAUUUGCAAUCUAUUAGGUAUAUAUAUGGUUAUUUAAAACUACACUAAAUACAUGCAUUUCCGCAUAGCAUGAAACCUAAACUUUGGACAAAUGUCGGGGUCCUUUAAAUGGAUAAUACUAUGUAAAUGUGAAGGUUUUCUUUAUAUCGAUUGUUUUAUGAAUAGUGUACAAUAAAAACAAGUGGAAUCGUA